UGGACCCAGUGGGGUAUACAACCAAUGGGCUCCCGGCCAGGUGAUGGAAGUCGUUGGUGUCCGACUCCUCCCAUUUAGGGUUCGUGUUAGGUAGGCCUGGACUUUAGAAAUUGGGGGGUGCACACUCCCUGGCUGAGGCGAGGUGGAACAGUUGUUGCUGAGGUGAGAUCUAGUACAUGGUGAAGUAGGUCCCGGCCAGGGGACACUUGGGGCCGUGGGCUGUCGGUGGCGUGGAGUCGGAGAGGAGCCCGGCCCGCGGGGAAAUCCAGCCUGUCCUACGGAGCGGGCGGAGGACAGCCGUCAGGUCCGGCGGGCGGCUUGGAAAACGCAGUGGAGCCCGUGAAGCCGAGGCACGGCCUUGGGUUGCCCCGCGACGGCUCCUCCGGCCCAGGACCUUGCAACCUCCCUUCUCCUUUCACUCACGUGCAGUCCCGGGCUGGAGAAUUGAUCGCGGGCGCACUGAGUUCUCAACCCCCAUUUCGGUCUCAGUCUCCCGGUGGACACCUUAAUAUGAGGUGACUGCUCAGCAGCUGGGAACCAGAGGCUAUAAAAAGGGCUGUAGGAAAUGGACUGCAGUAUAAAAUCCAGAAGCAGAACUUGAAGGUCUAACCACUGACCCAUUUCGCAGAGUACAUUCAUGGACCAAAAGAUGAAGUUGGUAUUUAUUUUUAAAAAGAUAUUGUCAAUGAACUGAUAUGACUAUAAAUAUUCAUUUGAUAAAGAUGCAUGGACUUGUCAUUAGUUUGGACUAGUGGUCAUUUCUGAAAGUUUCUUCAACCACAAUUUCUAUUUGAAAAUUGAAGUAUCAAAGAAUAUUUGGUUUAGAAUGGUAUAAUGAUGUAUUUUCUUUGAGGACUGCGAAUUUCAUAGAGACCACAGUUGGAUCCCAGUUAUAUUCUCCAAUCAAAGUGAUUCACUCCUUUAAUGAAGUUAAUUUUGAAGAGUUUUAUGUUUAUAAACAACGCCAAAAGAUGGGAGAAAGAAAUGGUGAUGCAAAAACUUUCUGGAUGGAGCUGGAAGAUGAUGGAAAAGUGGACUUCAUAUUUGAACAAGUGCAAAAUGUGCUGCAGUCACUGAAACAAAAGAUCAAAGAUGGGUCUGCCACAAAUAAAGAAUACGUUCAAGCAAUGAUUCUAGUGAAUGAAGCAACUAUAAGUAAGAAUUCAACAUUGGUAAAGGAUCAUACAUCUGUGACCCAAAAUGAACAGGAAAACAAAUCAAUUUCAUUGCCGUCUACAUCCCAUGAAGACUCCUUUCCAGAAUACUGUACAUUUCUAUUCCCCCAAAAUAAGGAAAUUUCUCCUCUGGAAAAUAGAGUUGCAAACUUUAGAAAAAAAGAGUCAUCUUCGAAUUUAUCUUACCAAAGUCAUGACUGCUCUGGUGCCUGUCUGAAGAAAAUGCCACUAACCUUCAAGGGAGAAAACCCUCUGCAGCUGCCAAUCAAAUGCCACUUCCAAAGACGACAUGCGAAGACAAACUCUCAUUCUUCGGCACUCCAUGUGAGUUAUAAAACCCCUUGUGGAAGGAGUCUACGAAACGUGGAGGAAGUUUUUCGUUACCUGCUUGAGACAGAAUGUAACUUUUUAUUUACAGAUAACUUUUCUUUCAAUACCUAUGUUCAGUUGACUCGAAAUUACCCAAAGCAAGAAGAAAUUGUUUCUGAUGUGGAUAUUAGCAAUGGAGUGGAAUCGGUGCCCAUUUCUUUCUGUAAUGAAAUUGACAAUAGAAAGCUUCCACUGUUUAAGUACAGAAAGACUAUGUGGCCACGAGCAUAUUAUCUAAACAGCUUUUCCAACAUGUUUACUGAUUCAUGUGACUGUUCUGAGGGCUGCAUAGACAUAACAAAAUGUGCAUGUCUUCAACUGACAGCAAGGAAUGCCAAGACUUGCCCCUUGUCAAGUAAUAAAAUAACCACUGGAUAUAAAUAUAAAAGACUACAGAGACAAAUACCUACUGGCAUUUAUGAAUGCAGCCUAUUGUGCAAGUGUAAUCGACAAAUGUGUCAAAACCGAGUUGUCCAGCAUGGACCUCAAGUGAGGCUGCAGGUAUUCAAAACUGAAAAGAAAGGAUGGGGAGUACGCUGCCUAGAUGACAUCGACAGAGGAACAUUUGUUUGCAUUUAUUCAGGAAGAUUACUAAGCAGAUCUAACACUGAGAAAUCUGAUGCUAUUGAUGAAAAUGGAAAAGAAGAGAAUAUUAUGAAAAAUAUGUUUUCAAAAAAGAGGAAAAUAGAAGUUGCAGAUUGUGAGGUUGAAGUUAUCCCUUUAGAAUUGGAAACACAUCCUAGAAGUGCUGAGACUGAGACCUGUCCACCUAGGUUGAGUAAUAAUCUGAAACAGCCUGUUCCAGAAAUGAAAUGUAACAAUACUUCAAGAAUUCAAUAUCAUUCAGUCAUUAGAAGUCCUAAAGCCAAGACAGCCUUUAUUCAACGCAAUGGGGAAAAGAUGGGAUUUACUUCCUCAGACUUUGUUGCCUCAGAAGAUGAUGGAUUUAAACCAACCCAAGUACAUCUGAACUCUAAAGCCAUGGAAACGAAAAGUGUCUUUCAGGUUACAGAAAAGAUGGAAAAAAGGAACUGUGCACUCUGCCCCAAAGACCUCGAGUGCAGUGUCAUGUAUUUUGCACGAUCAGAGAAUAUAGCUGCGCAUGAAAAUUGUUUGCUAUAUUCUUCAGCACUUGUGGAAUGUGAGGAUCAUGAUUCACAUAAUGCUGAUAGAAAUUUUGAUGUGAAAUCAGUAAAGAAAGAAAUCAAGAGAGGAAGCAAGUUGAGAUGCAAAUUUUGUGGUAAAAAAGGAGCCACCGUGGGAUGUGAAGUACAAGCGUGUUUAAAGAAUUACCACUUUUUCUGUGCCAAGAAUGACAACGCAGUUCUACAAACUGAUGGAUCUCAAGGAAUUUAUAAACUUUUUUGCCAAGUACAUGCUCCAUUGAUCAACACUCAAAAUGCUGAUUUUUCAGGAGUGAAAAGAAAAAGAGGAAGGAAGAGACGUCUCCCAGAAGGCAUUUACAUACAGCCAUCUGAAGCAGAGACAUUCACUAGAUUGAUAAAACAAAUGAAUGAAGAUGGCAGACAAACAGAUGCAACUGUGAAAGUCGAUUUUCUUAAGAAAUGUAAGGAAGCAGGGCUUCUCGAUGAUUUCUUUGAAGAAAUAUUAGACAAACUUCAUUUGAUUCAGGAAAGACUCAUGGAUGAGACUACCUCAGAAUCAGAAUAUAAAGAAAUUGGAACUUCACUUCUUGACUGCAGAUUGUUUGAAGAUGCAUUCAUGAGUUUUCAAACAGAAAUAGAGAAUAAAAUUCAUCAAUCUGAAGAAAGGCGGCAGCAGCUGAAGGAAGAGAUAGAGCUACUUCAGGACUUAAAACAAAGCUUGUCCUCUCUUCAAGAAAAUAGGUCAAGUUCAACUUCACUAUCUUCUUUGUCUCCUUAAGGACGACCGUUUCCUGAGUCAGGCAUAGCUGCGAGCAGGCUCAGAACUGGAGACCCAGCCUGCGAGAGCCACACAUCUUUUAGGACCGGGCCUCUCAUUCCUCUCUGGUCUGCCACCUUCCAUUCCUCAUCAGCUCUUGCCAUUCUUGCCAACUGACACUUCGUGCCUGACUGGGUGUUUACUGCCCUCCCUUAUCAUCUCACUUCUACCUCCCCGCUCCGAUGAAAUGUUUCUCAGGUUCUGCUUGAGUAAAUGGGAUCACGCCUCCCAUCUCCCCCACCUUCUGCAGGAAAAAUCCUGCAGUGGCUUCCUGCUGGUGUGUUGCCUCCCACCCCUCCCCUACUCCAGGGAUCUAAGUUGAUUCCAGUCACAGACCAGGUGCUCCUUACCACCAGGGCCUUUGCGCCUCCUUCUGUGAAGUCUUAACUGCCCUUCUACCCGUCUCUGCCCACUCCUCCUGCAGAUCUCCUUACACCAGUUCUCCUACGUAUUCCAUCUGAGAGUACUUUUCCUUCAUACCACUUCCCAGUGUAACCCACUGUCUCUUCCAUCACACCCCUAGAAUGUAAGCUGACAGGAGGAACUCACUAUUCUGUGUUUCACUAUUAUGUUCCCAGCACCUAGCAUGCUUAGUAAAUGUUUGUUGAAUAAAUGCAUAAACUUCUUAUCUUUUGAGACUAGUUCCAGCUCAUAAUGCCUCUUAGAUAUAAUAAAUUUGAAUAUUCUACUUUUACCAAAUUUA
Equus quagga is the source of this 4170-nucleotide messenger RNA. It is a transcript of the gene SETDB2, whose product is annotated as SET domain bifurcated histone lysine methyltransferase 2. The record is from RefSeq and is a predicted model, not a curated record. Lineage: Eukaryota; Metazoa; Chordata; Mammalia; Perissodactyla; Equidae. Bases 972 to 3428 code for a protein of 818 amino acids. Gene Ontology annotation, molecular function: DNA binding; histone H3K9 methyltransferase activity; zinc ion binding. Gene Ontology annotation, biological process: negative regulation of gene expression; heterochromatin organization. Gene Ontology annotation, cellular component: nucleus. The transcript has 20 exons.